AUGUCAACUGAUUAUCACAAGCAGCAUGUUUUCUUACAGGAGCUGGUUACCUCCUGUAGUAGACAUUUGUGUUCCGGAUCCAAGAGAUGCGUCAUUCGUUCUAAUGGAGCUACAUACUGUACUCAGUCAGAGGAGCGUGUGAAUCAAUGGAGACCGAUUUACGAGACGGAUGACACUGGAGGAGUAGUCUCUGGACGGAAACAUGAUCUGAUAUCUGCUUUCAAAUCGGCUUCCAUUGUACGGGUGUAUGUGCCAUCCUGGAAUCAGACCUUCAACCUCGGUUUUACAUUUGUCCAUGCUUCCAAAAACAUUUCUUGUUCACAGUCACUGUUUCAGAUAGCCAAGAAAAGCUGGAACAUAUUUUCCGAGAAAAUAACUCGUGUGAUUUACAUGUUCUGUGAAUCCGGGUACUAUCAAAAACAUCACCUUGGUAGCGUUGACGGACCCAUCAAUCCAGAUGAGUUUGGUUUAAUUGGAAUGAAAUGGUUUACAAGAUAUUAUUGUCAACACCUUGAAAGAUUUCCAAUCUAUUGCCACAAUAAGGAAGGUCAAACAACCUGCGGUUCGUUUCCUAAACUUGAAUCAGAUAUACUUCAUGGCGCUGAAGUCCGCAUCUUUGCUGGCAACCACAUAUAUUGUCAAGUUUUAGAACAAAUCGUUGUCAAAUACGACGUGGUGGCUGCACAGUUUCAGCGAAGAGUAAGCAGUAUUUCAAAUUUGGCAUCCAACACUACACUGUCUCGCAAGUUUGUACAGUCCGAUCCGUUCUGGGUGUACGGCAUAUAUAGUUCAGAUGGUACAUAUAAUAAAAUGAAAUCGUUCAUAGGGAAAGACGCACAAUCGACCGAAAUUAAAGAAAAAAAAGUAGACUGGUAUACCGAUAUGUGUUGGUCAGCUGUCUACUCCCAUAGCAACAAUGGUGAUUCUCUCAGCGGGUCCAAAAACAAACUACGAGCUAGCAUCAUGGCUGGCAAAAUAGUUCGUAUAGUUUAUAACAAUGUGGUGGCUGGAGAACCUGACAGUUUGUUUGUAGACACGGAUGGACAUGUUACUGCCCAGCUUCUUAAUCAAAUAUCUAUUUUACCCCCGAGUUAUUUUCAUUCAAAUGCUUACUGGUAUUGGCUGAUGAUUUCCUCACGGGGGUUUCAAAAUAUUCUAAGAAUAUAUCUUGGAUCAUAUGCUUUUAAGAGCACUGAUAAUAGGAUUACUAGAGUCCGUUGGUAUGCAAAUACACGUCCAUGGAGGAAGCUAUUAAUGGUUUCAUCAUCAGGGUCCAUAAUCACUGGAUCGAAGCAUGAACUGAGAGGGUCGUUGGAAUCAGGUGGCAUGUUACGGUUAGUAUUAACAUUUCCGAACAGGACAGUGUUGGCUUUCUCUCCCGACAAUAUCGAGUAUCAUGGAGGAGAGGUCUCUGCACAAUUUGUUCGGCAUGUUGGGCAUGUACAGAAAUCAGGGUCAAAAGGGAGGGUAUUUCCUACAGCGCCUUACUGGAAUUUUAUCAUGGUCACUACAGAGGGAACGCUGACAUCCUCUUUGUGUGAUGUUAGAACAAAUUAUCAACUAUCUACCGAGUCUGUUAGUGUGGCAACUACAUGGUUUGUAAACUAACAGUUUACUUAUAUUUACACUGCAUGUAUUUCAGGAUUUUAUCAUUUGUUUAUAUCAUGGCCUAGUCGGUAGCAGACAGUAGAAUCAUGUCGUGAUGAGUACAGUCAAGCGUGACCGUAGGCCACUCUCCCCUAGAACGUGGGUUCGACUUCAAUAUCUUUAUUUACUUGAGCCAGCUUGCACAAUACGGGUAGAGUACAGACAUUUCAGUUUAUUAUCUCAAGUUACGCAAUAAUGUACGUUCAGUAAUGAAACCGUGCUAAAAACAUAAAAUUAAUUUGUAUCAUUGUAUGUCAAAGGGAUCAGUUUUUUUAAAGAUGCAAAUCCCCCAAGCGGAACAAUGUCAUUACGGAUACUUCAUUACGUAUGCACACACACGAACUUUUUCUUCGGGUGCACGCUCACGAUCUUUGUCUUCGAAGUAAACUAUUCUAGCCUUU
Molecule: messenger RNA, 2048 nt
Organism: Pecten maximus
Lineage: Eukaryota; Metazoa; Mollusca; Bivalvia; Pectinida; Pectinidae
Exons: 3
Coding region: 1-1608 (535 amino acids)
Source: RefSeq, a predicted model, not a curated record